CGGCGAUCUCCCGUUGUCGCUGCUACAUAACAAAGACUGACGCACCCUUUUACGCUUGAGAGAUCGCCAAGCAAAGAAAUGAUAGACAUGAUAGAUUCUGGAACAAGUCGAAGAUCAGUCAGCAUGUCAGGGGCUUCAGCUAAUGGGCCACUUGGCCAUGUCCCUGGCUUGUCACUCGGCACGUCGACACCUGUCCCUGUUGUAGCCAUCAUCGGAGACAAAGGCUCUGGGAAGACAUCUUUGUUUGAAGCUCUUUCUGGCUUAUCUCUCCAUGGCUCCAGACUCUCGUCAACAAAAUUCCCCAUUCAUGCCUACUUUACGCACACAAGCCGGGCAGGGACAACGUUAAAGUCACGUAUAAAACCAGGGAAAGUUGAUGGGCAGAAUAAGGAACUUUCAGAACACUUGCAGAGUUUCGAGGUAAAUUAUGAGGGAGACCUUGCAGCUGUUAAUCUUCCUCAUAUUGUCCGCCAGGCAACGAAUCACAUGCAAGUCGCAACGGCGUUCUCUGACGAAAAGGAACAAGAAGAGCAACAAGUAUCCGACAAUGUCCUUGUCAUUGAGAUUGCAGGCCCAGACCUUUUCAGCAUGGAAAUCGUCGAUACCCCUGGGCUCUCAUCUAGCCCGACGGUUGAUGACGCACAAGAACUCACAAGAGCUCUCAUCUUGGAUCUUGUCAAGCAGCCCAACACCAUUAUCCUAGCUGUGGUUGACGCAACGAAUGAUAUGAGCAGUCAGGAGGGCCCGUGGCUUGCGCGAGCAGCUGACGUGACAGGAAAUCGGACCGUCGCAGUCGUAACCAAGUGCGAUCUUGUACCCCUAGAAGAGAGAAGAUUUGACACUGAUCAAUCUAGGGUCCUGAGAGCUAUGCGUAACAAGGAACGUCAUCUUGGUCAUCCCUGGUUCGCUACCAGAAGUCUCUCAUGCAAUGAACGCGAUCAAGACUGUACCCUCGAGACGCGGAAUUCCAUUGAGGGCUCAUUAUUUUCAGAAAAAGAAUGGGCUGUUCUAAAGCGCAGGCGGCGUGUGGGGGCUUUAGCUCUAAGGGACCACCUCAAGACUAGGGUGAACGUCAUGCUUCGGGGCAGUAUAGACCUGCUGACGACGUUACUCAACACUCCAGCGCAUUCGGUUGCACCGAUACACACCGCCAACACAGACAAAGUACAGCCAACCGAUGUCUACGCAACGUCACAAGAGACUGUGGUGGCAGAUGCGGAUCUGGAAUUCGCUUCCGAUGCGCCGCGGCCCACGCCGCUGCUCAACGCCGUCAUCGUCGCGUUGACUGUUGCCAUAUGUCUCUGUCUGAUAGCGCUUGGCUGUAGCACAAUGGCAAUGGAGAUUGCGAGUGAAGGAGGUUGGACUCGUUUGUUUCUUCUGAUAACGGCUGUUCCCCAGAUUAUCUUGAGCUUGUUCUUCUGCCAAGCUAUCGUCGUGACCACCUUCCAGAUGAUUGGCCCUGUCACGCAACUAAAAGUCAACUCCAAGUUUUACUCCGCAAAGCGAACGAGGCGCCUUGAUGGAACGAAAGUACUAUUGCCUCACGUCACCAUCCAAUGUCCAGUGUACAAAGAAGGCCUUGAGGGUGUAAUUCGGCCAACGGUACGGUCCCUCUCCGCCGCCAUCAGGAAUUAUGAAUCUUUCGGUGGCACAGCAAGUAUCUUCAUCAACGACGACGGGAUGCAGCUGGUGUCCCCAGAAGAGGCCGAUGAACGACGCAUGUUCUACAAGGAGAACAAUAUUGGCUGGGUCGCCCGGCCAGCGCAUAAUGCCAACGGCGAAGGGAUAAGUAAAUUCAUACGCCGCGGCAAGUUCAAGAAAGCAUCGAACAUGAAUUAUGCACUCGGCAUUAGUCUCAAAGUAGAGGACAAGCUGGUCCAGAUCGUCCGCGAUGAGCACUGGACACAGGCAGACGAGAGUGCAGCGUAUCAGCGAUGCUUGGAUGAAGUUCUGUCUGAAGAGCUAGGCCGCGCUUGGAUAGGUGGUGACAUCCGAGUCGGCGACUACCUACUCCUCGUCGACUCCGACACCCGCGUCCCAACAGACUGUCUAAUCGACGCCGUCAGCGAGCUCGAAGCCUCACCCAGAGUAGCCAUCCUGCAGUUCACAUCUGGCGUCAUGAACGUCACAACAAGCUACUUCGAAAGCGGCAUCACUUUCUUCACCAACCUCAUCUACACAGCAAUAGCCUACGCAGUUGCCAACGGUGAUGUCUCCCCGUUCGUCGGUCAUAAUGCCUUCAUUCGCUGGUCUGCGCUACAAGAGGUCGGCUCCCAGGACGAUGGCAUUAUAUGCAACGAGAAGGACCCAAACGCAACAACACCGUACGAGAAGUUCUGGUCCGAGUCUCACGUGUCGGAAGACUUUGAUGUUUCACUCCGGCUGCAAACUCUGGGGUAUCAUAUUCGCCUGGCGACUUAUUGCGGUGAUGGCUUCAAAGAAGGCGUUUCACUCACUGUGUACGACGAGUUGGCCCGGUGGCAAAAGUAUGCGUAUGGCUGUAGCGAGCUCCUCUUCUAUCCCAUGAAAGACUGGUGGAGAUAUGGUAUCUUCACUCCGCUAUUCAAACGCUUUAUUAUGUCGAAUAUGCCACUAGGGUCUAAGAUUACGAUUAUGUCCUACAUCGGCACAUAUUACGCCAUCGGUUAUUCAUGGAUUGGUUCGCUGCUAAACUACUUCCUCAUUGGAUGGCUCAACGGAGAGCUUGACCACUACUACAUGAGCAGCUGGCGUGUCUGGGUUGCUCUUGUCGUUGUCUUCUCUAUAGCGGGCAACAUCACGCUCGCUCUGAUACGAUACCGCUCUCAGCAGGUCAGCUUGCUGAGGGAGCUCUGGACAUGCUUCAAAUGGGUAGCUCUCAUGUUUGUUUUUCUGGGCGGCAUAUCGAUGCAUGUCUGCAAGGCGAUUCUCUGUCACAUGCUGUCUAUUGACAUUGGCUGGGGCGCUACAUCGAAAGAGUAUUAUUAUCGCGGGCUUCAAGUAUGUAUUCAUCUUUUGCCUGGCAGUGACAGCGCUGAUGAUCUGUGGCGUCUAUGCCUUUCCUUAUUUAUGGAGGAUCAAUGA
This is a messenger RNA of Fusarium oxysporum Fo47, 3063 nucleotides long. RefSeq names its product glycosyl transferase family group 2-domain-containing protein. Gene Ontology annotation, molecular function: GTP binding; GTPase activity. Bases 79 to 3063 code for a protein of 994 amino acids. NCBI's taxonomy places the organism in Eukaryota, Fungi, Ascomycota, Sordariomycetes, Hypocreales, Nectriaceae. The transcript has 8 exons. The record is from RefSeq and is a predicted model, not a curated record.